This is a messenger RNA of Sorex araneus (European shrew), 1716 nucleotides long. RefSeq names its product sulfatase modifying factor 1 (gene SUMF1). The transcript is spliced from 10 exons. Gene Ontology annotation, cellular component: endoplasmic reticulum. The record is from RefSeq and is a predicted model, not a curated record. NCBI's taxonomy places the organism in Eukaryota, Metazoa, Chordata, Mammalia, Eulipotyphla, Soricidae. Bases 15 to 1403 code for a protein of 462 amino acids.
GCGCGCGGGACAACAUGGCUGCGCCCGCGCGGGAGCAGGCUCGGGGCCGCCGUGCGGGGCUCGGCCUGAUGCUGGUGCUGCCGCUGCUGUGGGCGCCGGGCGCCGCGGCGGGCGCGGGGGAGGCCGGGCCGGGCUCGUGCGGCUGCGGCUCCCCCCGGCGGCCCGGAGCGCAGGGCGCCUCGGCAGCCGCGCGCCGCUACUCGCGCGAGGCCAACGCCCCGGACCCGGACCCCGGAGACCCGCCCCGCGGCCUGGCCAAGAUGGUCCCCAUCCCCGCUGGUGUCUUCACCAUGGGCACAGACAACCCCCAGAUCCAUCGGGACGGGGAGGCGCCCGCCCGGAGGGUGGCCGUGGACGCCUUCUACCUCGACGCUUAUGAAGUCAGCAACGCGGAAUUCGAGAAGUUUGUGAACGCCACGGGCUACCUGACAGAGGCCGAGAGGUUCGGGGACUCGUUCGUGUUUGAAGGGCUGCUGAGCGAGCGCGUGAAGGCCGACAUCCAGCAAGCGGUGGCGGAGGCUCCCUGGUGGUUACCCGUGAAGGGGGCCAGCUGGCGGCACCCCGAGGGGCCCAACUCGACUCUGCUGCACAGGCUGGACCACCCGGUCCUCCACGUGUCCUGGAACGACGCUGUGGCCUUCUGUGCCUGGGCAGGCAAGCGGCUGCCCACGGAGGCUGAGUGGGAGUAUGGCUGCCGGGGGGGCCUGGAGGGCAGGCUCUUCCCGUGGGGCAACAAGCUGCAGCCCAGGGGCGAGCACUACGCCAACCUCUGGCAGGGCCACUUCCCGGUGAGCAACAGCGGCGAGGACGGCUUCCAAGGGACGGCCCCCGUGGAUGCCUUCCCGCCCAACAGCUUCGGCCUGUACAACAUGGUGGGCAACGCGUGGGAGUGGACGGCGGACUGGUGGGGCGUGACGCACUCGGCGGCCGGCGCGCGGAACCCGAAAGGCCCCCCGUCCGGGGAGAACCGCGUGAAGAAGGGCGGCUCCUACAUGUGCCACAAGGACAUCCCCGUGCUCUGCUGUCCUUCUGCAUUGCGGAUUAGGCCUACUGCUACAGGUACCGCUGCGCGGCGCGGAGUGAGAACACGCCUGACAGCUCGUCCUCCAACCUGGGUUUCCGCUGUGCGGCCGACCGCCUGCCCGCCGCGGGCUGAGCCCGGCCGCCCCGGCCAGCGCGUGCGUCCAGGGCGGCGUCUCCGGAGACCUCGGCCAAGAUCUCGUGUCUUCCACAGCGGCAGCGGCGCCGGGCUCCUGACUGCCCCCCGCCGUGACCUCUCGGGGUCCCCGCGCCCGCCCGCCCGCGUCCCCUCUGCCCCCGUCGGGCGGGACAGAGUCUAUCGUGAUUUUCUAGUGAGAAUUUAUGAGAGAUUAUUUUUGAGCUAUUUUCCCCACGCGUGGUAGGAAUCAUGGCACGUCUGGGCCUCGUGUUCAGGGGGCCGGGGCGGGGGGGGCCUUCUGUCCACACUGCACUUUGUGUUCCAAGGGGAUCAGUGUCUUGUUGUCACAGCGGGCCCGAGGCCACGCCGGGCUUUCGCUUUAGCAGUAAGUGCCUUUGGACCGAGGGCGGGGCCGGCCCCCCACGCCCGAAGCCUUCCCAGAGGACUCGGAGUGAGACGGCUUUAAUUUGGCUUUAAUUCUCGGCGAGGGAGGAAGGGACGCGGCCGGAGUUUCGGGCAGCGGGGCUGGGGCCGCCCAAUAAACGCAUCUCACCGUG